Myxozyma melibiosi is the source of this 4955-nucleotide messenger RNA. Its product is annotated as SNF2 family N-terminal domain-containing protein. Gene Ontology annotation, molecular function: ATP hydrolysis activity; DNA binding; chromatin binding. Gene Ontology annotation, cellular component: nucleus; chromatin. NCBI's taxonomy places the organism in Eukaryota, Fungi, Ascomycota, Lipomycetes, Lipomycetales, Lipomycetaceae. The transcript is spliced from 8 exons. The coding region runs from base 94 to 4716 and encodes 1540 amino acids. Gene Ontology annotation, biological process: nucleosome organization; regulation of transcription by RNA polymerase II. The record is from RefSeq and is a predicted model, not a curated record.
CUGUUCGCGUGCAGACGACCGACCUACUGAUAUUUCCGUUUUGUGGAUUCUAACGUUUAACUCCAGGUAGCUACUUUUUGGAACAUUCCUGCGAUGAGUAAUGAAGAGGCUGCAGUGCAGGCGUUGUCGAUCAUGCAAUCCGGCGUGACUGCGGUCGUCAAUGACGACGAGAGCAGUAGUGAGCUUACGGACCUCGACCGGCCCGAUGCAGUGAACGCAAGCGAUCAAGACGAGGAAAUGAUCGAUAGUGAUGGAUCGGAUGGCAACAAUCGGUCUGCUUCCGAUGCCGACCAAUCAGAUUUCGAGGAAGCCGACGAGGCCGACGGUGACGAGGAUGAUGAGGAUGAAGACGAUAAUGAUGUCGACAGCCAGGAAACUGAGGAAGAAGAUCUCCGGGGAAUCUCAAAGGAGACUGAUUCCAAAGAGCGUUCCUCAAAGAAUGGCACCGCGUCUGAUGGCGAGGACGGCGUGAACGAAGCCGAAGGUGGGUCUAGCGAUACCAUGUCUCAUUCGAAGAACUCCAAAUCAGCGCGCCGGAAACCUGAGUAUUUUGAUCCUGAGCUAUACGGUCUACGAAGAAGUAACCGUUCUCAUGUGGCACCGGACCGAUUUGUUGAGUUCGAUGCCGCCGAUGAGAGCGAUGAGACCCCUAGAAAGUCGCGGAAAGCUAUGAAGCGCGAAACAAAAACUGCCGCUUCAUCGCGUACGCAGUCCGCUUCUUCCGACAGCGACGACUUUGGAGCGUCUUCGCGGUCUCGCAAGAAACGACGGAAGACAAGCAAUCAUGUUUCGGAAAUGAGGUUCUCGACGCGCAACAAUAAAGUGAUGAACUACAACGAGGAUGAUUUCGACAAUGAUCUAGAUCUUAGCGAGGAAGAGGUUUAUCCGGUUAAGAGUUCUGAGAAGACUUCGUAUCAGGAGGAAUACUACGUUGGUGAUACGAGAGCGAUUGAUCUUGUACUUGAUCACCGACCGAUUGCUGAGGGACCAGAUAACGGAACCAAUGACCCUCGAAAAGAUCUCGAGUACUACAUCAAAUGGCAAGGAAUCUCUCACCUGCACAACACUUGGGAAACCUACGAAGAUCUUUCGGUUCUCAAAGGUAACAAGCGUCUGGACAAUUACAUCCGUCAGAAUGUCAUUCUGGAUUCUCAAAUCCGCAGCGACCCCUCAACCUCGCGCGAAGACAUUGAAGCCAUGGAUCUCGAGCGCGAGCGUUUGAGAGAAAACUACGAGGAGUUCAAGACGGUCGAGCGAGUUGUUUCCUCCGAGCGAUCGAAUGCUGAUGGCAAGAAGAAAUUGCGCUAUCUUGUGAAAUGGAAACGGCUGUAUUAUGACGCCUGUACCUGGGAAGACGCGGAGUACGUUGCCAAGAUCGCUCCACGAGCAGUCGAGCAAUUCCUUGCGCGGUCAAACUCAAAGCUCUUGCCGUCCAACAGUGUCAACUAUGGCGCUCGUCGACCAAGGUUCGAGAAGCUUACUGAGCAACCUUCGUACGUCAAGAAUGGAGAACUCCGAGAUUUCCAGUUGACUGGACUCAAUUGGAUGGCCUUCUUAUGGUCGCGGAAUGAGAAUGGCAUUCUUGCGGACGAGAUGGGUCUCGGAAAGACUGUGCAGACGAUCGCCUUCUUGUCAUGGCUGGUGUAUGCACGUAAACAGCAUGGUCCUUUCUUGGUGGUAGUUCCGCUGUCGACAGUACCUGCCUGGCAGGAGACUAUCGAUCUCUGGGCACCUGAUCUCAACUACAUUGUCUACCUCGGAAACACAGAGUCGCGACGCGUGAUGCGGACGCAUGAGUUCUACGUCGACGGCAACAAGAAAAAGCCCAAGUUCAACAUUCUUCUCACUACCUACGAAUACAUUCUCAAAGACCGAUCUGAGCUCGGAAGCAUAAAAUGGCGAUUCCUCGCUGUGGACGAGGCGCACAGACUGAAAAACUCUGAAUCUGCGCUAUACGAGUCCUUGCAGGAGUUUAAGGUUGAAAAUAGGCUGCUGAUCACUGGUACCCCUUUACAGAACAAUAUUCGAGAGUUGGCAGCCUUGAUCGACUUUUUGAUGCCAGGGAAAAUUAAUAUCGAUCUGGAGAUUGAUUUCGAGAGCCCGGGUGCCAACCAGGAGGUAUACAUUCGUGAUCUACAUGAACAACUGAAACCGUUCAUUCUCCGUCGAUUGAAGAAGGAUGUGGAGAAAUCGCUACCUUCAAAGUCCGAACGUAUUCUUCGAGUUGAGCUCUCUGAUAUGCAGACCGAGUACUACAAGAAUAUCAUCUCCAGGAACUACAGUGCUCUCAAUGCCGGAGCUACCGGUAGUUCACAGCUCAGUCUGUUGAAUAUCAUGAUGGAAUUGAAGAAAGCGAGUAACCACCCGUAUCUUUUCCCCAACGCUGAAAACCAAUUCCUGAGCUCGCUCGACGGAGACCACAGCAAUGAAAGGAUUUUCCGCGGCAUGAUCAUGAACAGCGGAAAGAUGGUUCUUCUUGAUAAGCUGCUCGGUCGUCUACGACGAGAUGGUCAUCGCGUGCUUAUUUUCAGUCAGAUGGUUCGAAUGCUGGACAUUUUGGGCGACUAUCUGACGCAGCGGGGGUUGCCGUUUCAGAGACUGGAUGGUACUAUUCCUGCGCAAACCCGAAGGAUAGCGAUUGAUCACUUCAACGCGCCCGGAAGUCCCGAUUUCGUGUUUUUACUGAGUACUCGAGCGGGUGGUUUGGGAAUUAACUUGAUGACGGCCGAUACUGUCAUUAUCUUUGACUCUGACUGGAAUCCGCAGGCCGAUCUGCAGGCGAUGGCGCGUGCGCACCGAAUCGGACAAAAGUCGCAUGUGAUGGUCUACAGAUUUGUGUCGAAGGACACGGUGGAGGAGGAAGUUCUCGAGCGCGCGAGGCGGAAGAUGAUUUUGGAAUACGCGAUCAUUUCGCUCGGAAUCACAGACAAGAGCGGUGCUUCGAAAAAGACCGAGCCGACGAGCAAAGAACUGAGUGCGAUUUUGAAGUUUGGCGCGGGUAAUAUGUUCAAGGCGAAUGAGAAUCAAAAGAAGCUUGAGAACAUGAACCUUGAUGAUGUUCUCGAGCAUGCCGAAGAUCACGAAACUCAGCCAGAUCUGGGAGAGUCGCAUUUGGGUGGUGAGGAGUUCCUGAAACAGUUUGAGGUGACGGAUUACAAGGCCGAUGUAGAUUGGGAUGAUAUCAUUCCCGCGGGUGAUCUGGCAAAGAUCAAGGAGGAGGACCGGAAGAGACAGGAAGAAGAAUACUUGCAAGAGCAGAUCAACCUGAGCAGUCGACGGAAGGUAACGAUGCGGCAGUUAUCGAAUGACAAUGAUUCAGAGGAUAGCUCGUCGCAGCGCGAGAACCGAAGGAAGGAGAGAGCGAUUAAGCGCAAGCACGAGACGGAUGGUGCGGGAGAUCCCAACAGCUUGACAGAGCGCGAUAUCCGAGGAAUCUACAAGUCGAUACUGCGGUACGGAAACCUUCGUGAGCGAUGGCACCAGAUUGUGGCAGAUGGAUCGUUCUCAAACAAGGAACCUGAGCGGAUCAAGGAGGUAUUCGAUGAGAUGACUGAGCUGAGUAAAGAGGCUAUUGCUCGUCAGGAAGCGCGGCGGGUUGAGAUGGAGAAGAAUUUGCCUCCGAGUGAAGUUGGCAAGAAGAAGGAGCGCAAGGCAGUACUGUUUGAGUAUAAAGGUCUUGUUAAAAACCUGAAUGCCGAGCUGAUUCUGCAGCGACCUCAGGAUCUCAAAAUUCUCGACGACGCGAUCCCGAAGGAAGAUCCUCUGACGUUCAAACUCAAGGGACAUGUGAAGUCAGUGCACGGAUGGAACUGCUCGUGGGAGUUGAAGGACGACGAGAUGCUUCUGGUGGGAGUGUUCAAAUACGGCUACGGAGCAUGGGCGAGCAUACGAGAUGAUCCGACACUUGGGCUGAGCGACAAAUUUUUCCUCGAAGAGCACCGGAUAGAGAAGAAAGAAGAGCGCGUGAAAGAGGAGAAAUCGGGACCGAAGAUGCCGGGGCCUGUGCACUUGGGUCGUCGGGUGGAGUACCUUAUCUCGUUGCUGAAGGAGCCUGAACCACGUGAUGCGGAGAAAGAUAGUAGACGUCGGAAGCGGCUGGCAACUAAAACUGGCAAGGUCAAUUCCGGCUCUGCCUCUGCGUCACCGGCACCGCCGGCAGGGAUCAAGGGCGAGAAUGCAAAGGCAACGGAGAGCAGCCACGAUCAUUCUGCGCCUGCGAACGGAUCUUCUGCUCCACCGCGAGCGAAGACGGCCAAGGCUGAGCGUCCGAAGAAGGUAUCUGGAAGCUUGCCGCCGCUAUCUGCGCAUCGUCGCGAGAAGGUGGAGAAGGUGGAGAAGGUCGAGCGGAACGGAGAUGAGAGUGACUACCCGAGCAUGGACGAGCAGUCGUGCAAGGAUAUGCUGCAUCCGGUGCGGCAGAGUCUGCGGCGACUUCGAAAGGGCGGCGCGGGCAUUGAUCGUGCUGAGUGGGCUGAUAUUCUGAAGCGAGAGCUGACGAGUGUCGGCGACCAUAUCCAUCGCAAGGUGUCGUCUGCUCCGCGCGACGAGCAGGAUAAGCUCUACAAGCAUUUAUGGGUCUUUGCGAGUUACUUCUGGCCGGCGAAGGUGUCGUCGCGAAAGAUCGCAGAGAUGUAUUCCAAGCUGCGGAAGCAGAGACAGGCCGCGGCAAGCGAGCAGAAGAACGGGACUGCAGUGAAGCAGGAGAACCGACCGUAAGAUAGAGCGCGAGGCGCGAGUAAUAUGACUAGCUGCUGUGAUUGUAUCUGAUAUGUUUAUUGUUCUCUUCGAUGUAUUUGAAUUGAUGUUUACACACGGCUACAUUCGGAAUACGAGUACGAGCGGGAGUGGUGGCCAAUUAGAAGGCGCAGAUAGGGCGCUGACGGGCGGAUGACGUCGGUGGAGAUCUGCGGGCUUAAAUAGGCACCGGGGCUCAUCUCGCUCGAGCCUCACAGCUG